Sander lucioperca (pikeperch) is the source of this 5390-nucleotide messenger RNA. RefSeq names its product intermediate filament family orphan 1b (gene iffo1b). The transcript has 9 exons. Bases 470 to 2368 code for a protein of 632 amino acids. NCBI's taxonomy places the organism in Eukaryota, Metazoa, Chordata, Actinopteri, Perciformes, Percidae. The record is from RefSeq and is a predicted model, not a curated record.
UAAUGGAGCGCUACUCUACUCUAGUGUUUACGGUAUCCGUGCUCUAAUGCUCUUCCAAUCCCGCAGCUCUUGCUCCUGCCUGCGGUCACAUCUUAUUGCCAGAACUUCAGUGACGCGGUGACACUGGAUUUCUGUGUUAUUCAUUCACGCUCUGCGUCAUUUUCUUCGUUUAAUUACGUUUAUUUUGCAAAACAUCUCUUACCGAGAGGCGCCGCAUUUUGUAUCCUUGGUCGCAGCCCAUUUGGAGCCGCUUUUGGAUGUUUUGUUGCGGACGGUUAGAGAGCACUGAUCAUCAGCCGGCGUUAAGACCUCUCAGCUUUAAGAAUAAGAUUCUUAUUUAGAAACGGUUAGCUAUAUAAUCAGGUAGGUAGGCUACUGGCGUUUUGUGCACACGUCUUUCUACGCUUAACAGCUACUUAUUAUUGAUCCGUUUUAUUCUGUUGUAGCAAGACAAUUCCCGUCCGUGUUCAUGCCAGAUCUGCAGCGCUUUAGUUUUCCAUACCAUAGCAUGAAUCCUUUGUUGGGUGCCAACACGCAUCUCCAACAGCAUCAGAGUCAAGCUCCCGGACACCCGGACUCUCCUUCAGGACUCCUGUCAGACGCCGUUUUCGGUGGACCGGACCCGACGUCCUUUUUUCUGGGUGAGCAGCACGGGCAGGGGCCUGAUCAUCCGGGGCCUGACUUCACCGCACCCUCACAGACCUCACUUUACCUCCACCACAACCACAGUCACUACCAGCACCGCGCUGUGCCACAUCCCCCCGCAGCCAUGGCUCUCAGAAACGACUUGGGAUCCAACAUCAGCGUCCUGAAAACUCUCAACCUGAGGUUCAGAUGCUUUUUGGCAAAAGUACACGAAUUAGAGCGCAGGAAUAAGAUUUUAGAGAAGCAGUUGCAACAGGCGCUGGAUGACAACUGCUGUCAAGGUGGAUGCUGUAAGGGCAGGGGGCACACCCAGGAGGCAGGUGUACAGACCGGAUUUGUCGAGACCAUCCCGCUCAAGCCCGGAUCCCUCCCCUUCCACAACACCAACAACUCAGCCAGGAGGCCUACAACACUGUUCACACCGCCACUCACAACAGCAUCCGCAGAAAACUCCAGUUCAACCCAAACAAAUGCCACUUGUAACCCAGCCAUCACCAUCAGCCAGGCCUCUCCCUGUGUGGACUCCCCUGGCUCUGGCUCUAAAAGUUUCUCCAACACCAGCGCAGGCCCGGGGAGCUCCACCAACCCCCCUCCACGGUUCCUCCCAGGCACCAUCUGGUCCUACAACCACACCCGCAAGUUUGGCCCUGGUGCAGAGCGUCUGACCAGCCCAGGAGUAUCCUGGGUGCACCCUGACGGAGUCGGGGUCCAGAUUGACACCAUCACCCCUGAGAUAAGAGCCCUGUAUAAUGUACUGGCCAAAGUGAAGAGGGAGAGAGAUGAGUAUAAACGCAGAUGGGAAGAAGAAUACACUAUGAGGAUGGAUCUGCAACAGAAAAUUGGGGACCUACAAGAGGACCUGCAGGAGAGUGAAGGCUGUCAGGACGAACUGGCACUCAGAGUUCAGCAGCUGAAGGCAGAGCUGGUUCUCUUCAAAGGCCUCAUGAGCAAUAACUUCACAGAUUUGGACAGUAAGAUCCAGGAGAAAGCCAUGAAGGUGGACAUGGACAUCUGCCGCAGGAUUGACAUCACCGCUCGUCUCUGUGACGUAGCUCAGCAGAGGAACUGUGAAGAUGUGAUCCAGAUGUACCAGGUUCCUAACAACCAAUCAUCCCUAAACUGCCGCCGGAAACAUACUCCUCUGUCCUUCAACGGAAGCGAGUGUGACGAACCUGUCAGCACCUCUGAAAGUGACGGGGGCGGGGUCAAAGACGAAGAGCACUGUGGCUCAUCAGCCAAUCAGAUCAAUGAGGAGAUGCAGAGGAUGCUGAACCAACUGCGUGAAUGUGAGUUUGAGGAUGAUUGCGACAGUCUGGCCUGGGAGGAGACUGAAGAGACGCUGCUUCUUUGGGAGGACUUCCCAGGAUGCACUCUGCCUCCUGACCCCACCCACCCACCAGGAGAGGAGGACUGUCUGGAAAAGGUGAUUAAUGACACAGAAUGUCUUUUCAAGUCCAGAGAGAAGGAAUACCAAGAGACAAUUGACCAGAUUGAGCUGGACCUGGCCACAGCAAAGAGUGACAUGAACCGACACCUCCAUGAGUACAUGGAGAUGUGCUCGAUGAAGAGAGGCCUGGAUGUUCAGAUGGAGACCUGCAGGAGACUCAUCACACAGAGUGGAGACCGUAACUCUGCGGCACCUGCGUCUGCUGAGGAUGGUGACCAGGGAGAAAACGACAGGUAUUCGUCCUCUCCGCCUUCCUCCAGUGCUGGGAGAUCUUGACACUUCCUCACUCCGGCAGUAACGGGGCCUGUGGUCACGUAACCUCCACUGCAUCCAGCUACAGUACCACACUGACGCAAUACACACCUGUAACUAUGGCAACACCAUGUUUACAUAUGAACCUCUUUUAUUUACGGAGUCAUAUUGUUAAUUCUUCCUGCUGUCCAUGCAAGUCAACUUUGGUUUGACGAGACCUUUUAGCACUGAAACUAUGAUUGAGUAGCAGAGCUGGAUUGUUGUCAUUACUACUUCAUGCAGACGUCACUGCCCUGCAGAGGGGAGAGGUCGGACCUUGUCAUCUUGUGUUUGACAGCAGAAUCUAAAAAUGGAUUGUCCUGUGAAGAUUCAGAAAGUUGAGUAUCCUGAAUGUAUUGUAAGUAAAGGGGCUGAUGUUCUUGCAGUGCAGUACACUACAGGAAAGCAUAGCAUGACUUAUUCAAUCCAGACACAGUAAAAACACUUGAUAACCCGGGCAUUGAUGCUAAUCAAGCAAAUACAUGUUGUAAGGUUACUUCAUAGAGUCCACUCCACACAUAUUUACAGUCCUGUAAUUACCUUCUUUCACUAAACAAACAAAAUGCAAAGGGAGCAGACUUAGUCAGUUUGAUAUUGAUAAUGAUGAGUCUUUAAAGCCUAAAAAGAUGUCAUGAUUCAGCAUUGUACUGCCUUACAGCUACAGAUUCAGAGCUUGCUUUCCAGAGGCAGAGCAAACAUGAAGUCAUAAAUAAAUCAUACAUCCGUGCUUUAUUUAGCAAACAUAAAAAUUAUAAAACACCAAACAUUAGCUGUGGAGCAGCAGAGUGGUGUCUCUGAAUACCAACAUCCCUCCUCCUUCUUGGCAACUUGAAUUAGGUAUGAUCCUGAAAACAGUAAAACUAAAAAAUGUUUUGGUCCUCUGUCACAAUUCACUUAUUUAUUUGCUGCAAAUUACCUGAAUCCAAACUGGAUUUUAUGGGAGGAAUCCACUUUGAAAAAGUAUAACCAUGUUAUUCAUUGCUGAUGUACUUUGGAUUUCUUGGCACACCGAGAGGGAAAACAUCAAUUUGCCAGUGGGAAUUGUUGAAAAUGAAUUUAGAAAAUAACUAACUAGAGCACAGACAAGGUAAUUUACAACAUUUCAUAACAAAGAGAACUCCAUCUCAAAUGCAGACAAAACUGUUAAUGGUGCUUCAUAAGAAACAGCAGAGAAGAAUGUUUGUCAGUGUCAGAGGGAAGCAUGUUUGAGGCAAACGGUUUAAAAUGCAUUCUCUUGAAGCUGAUCUGAAGUCAGUGUUGGCUCUUCGUUCUGCUCUCUGCCAAUAAAAGUACUGUGUGAUGAAGUGCACUGACACCCAAGUGUCAUGUAGCUGUUAGUAAUUAGUUUCAUUUUCAGCAGUAAUGCUUAGAUUAGAGUCAGGCCCUGUGUUUUUCGAGCAGAGCUGCAUGUUUGAGCAGAAUAACUUUUAAAAGAGAACAAAAGGAAAUAAUGUAAGUUAGCUGUUGAGUGCCAAAAUAAAAUGGUCAGAUUGUAAAUCAACAGGUAAUUGCUGUAAAAAAGCAAAACAAUGUCUAAAUAUAGCUGCCAAAGCUGUUUCACCAGGGUGCUUGAUGUAUAAAAUAAACCUGUUGUUGAGCCUGUUUGCACAAAGGAAGAGCAAAGCAAAAAUGUAUAUAAAACAAUCAGCACUAUUGUAAAACAUGAAACAUACAAAUGUCGACACGCUGGAAAAAGAAAACUAUAUUUCUUCUAUUGAUAUUUCCUCAUCUUUUACAUGUUGCAGGUGGGGUACUAGAUUAAUGAAUUUAAACACAAACGCAUACGUCAUUUUAACUUCAUUUGUGUUUAUCAGGGCACAUUCAACCAUGAACUUUAACUCAGACACACUGCUAAAGUAAAACAUACUGUAUGUUAGCAUACUGCUGGAAAUCAUCACUGGCAGGGGAACGCCCCCCACCCAUCACUGCUCUAUUAUCAGACACCGUUGUCUAAAUAUAGUCCUGGCUGUAGUUUCUUCUGUGUGGUUGUACAAGGUGAAAUAUUUCUUCUGCUUCUACUACGACUCACACUACAACACGUUGUUUCAAUAAUAAUGAUCGUAAGAGGGCAGAUUUGAAGCUUAUGUAAUCUCAUGCAUGUGUGGCCGUUGGAAUUAGCUGAAUGCUAAUCGCAGUGUUUCCACUACUGUUUGAACACAGAAAGAGGAUGUGAGAGAUAAAUUGUGUGAGACAUAAAACACGCCAUUUCCCUUUGUAUAGUUUUACUUUUACGCACUGAGUGAGUCUCUAUGUAUGCAUGUGCCAGUGUGUAUGUUUUUGGGUGUUAUGUCUGUAUAGCGAGUGUUUUUAAAAAGACUUUUACUGGGGCAAAUGUACAACAUGAAGAAGAAGGAAACAUAACCAGUCCAAUUUGAUAUUGUCUCUAUGUUUAGCAUUUGAGACUAAGCUGUCUUUUUGACAAUAAUCACCUCAAAAUUGUAAAUAUUGAAAUGAUAAUGGAGUUCUUUUUUCCAUUGGUACCUUUUCUUUAUGAGUGUAUGUGGUUGCCAAACAAAGUCAAUUUAAAAAUAACUCAAGUUAAAAACAAAACAAAGCGGAACUUCUGAAAUGCAAAUGCUUUAGCGAAUUGACUGUAAGAUGGCUUUGAUAUUAUAUGUGUAAAGGAAAUAUAGCUUUGAAUAUAUACCUGUGUUCAAAGACUGCAAAUGAAGAAUGUCCACAGUCACACACCUGGAAAGAAACUGAGUUAAGACAAAAUUACCUGAUUGCUCUAUUUAGUUUUUCAAUAGAAAUGAUUCCGGUUAAUAAUAAUAAAAAAAAAAGUUUUUGACACUUCUUAAUGUCUUUACAGAGGAGACAAAAUAUUGAGAUUCAGUUACUGUCACAAAACAAUUUGAUGAUAAUUCUAAGUGUUGAUCAAGUACUCCAGAUGUGUGACGAUGCAGCUUUAAACACCAAGACAGUAAUUAAGGCUAAGAAGCUUGACUGCAGAGCUACAGUAUGUAAUGUGUCAAGAGAGACUGAAAGAAUAAAAGAUGCAACUGAG